Molecule: messenger RNA, 4991 nt
Organism: Echinops telfairi (small Madagascar hedgehog)
Lineage: Eukaryota; Metazoa; Chordata; Mammalia; Afrosoricida; Tenrecidae
Gene: PLCL1
Product: phospholipase C like 1 (inactive)
Exons: 6
Coding region: 295-3594 (1099 amino acids)
Biological process (GO): intracellular signal transduction; lipid metabolic process
Molecular function (GO): phosphatidylinositol-4,5-bisphosphate phospholipase C activity
Source: RefSeq, a predicted model, not a curated record
UUCGCCUCUGCUCGCUCCGGCGCACAUCCCGUCCCCGACCCGGGGCCGUCCCCCGCCGGCCUGCCGGCCUCCUGGACCAGAGCCCGCCGACGUCUCCACCCGUGCGAUGUCUCCUCUCCAGAAAGUUGCGGCUGCCUCCUGCUCCUCCUCCUCCUCCACCUCCUCCUCCUCCUCCUCUUCCUCCUCCUCCUCCGGCCGUUGAAACAAAGUCAGGCUGAGCCGCCUCCCGUUCAGGAGCGCGCCGGUGCUCGGCGGCUGCACUCCAUCUCCCCCGGGAGCCCCACUCGUCCCGCCAUGGCGGAGGGCGCGGCUGGCAGGGACAGUCCGGCGCCGCCCGACUCGGCGGCGGCCGAAGACGACCCCCGGGUGGACCCCCACGCCGGCUCUGCGGACGGCUUGGCGGUGGGCGCCGCGGGCCGGGGCCGGGACCUCCGGAGCGGGGUCGCCCUGCUGAGCGCCGCUGGGGCCCCGGCGGACGGCGAGGCCAGCCUGCUGGAGGCCGUGCGGGCGACCCCCCGGCGCAGCAGCAUCAUUAAGGACCCUGCAAACCAGAAGGGCGGCGGGCGAAAGAAAACGGUGUCCUUUAGCAGCAUGCCGUCGGAGAAGAAGAUCAGCAGCACCAGCGACUGCAUCAGCUUCAUGCAAGCUGGCUGCGAGCUGAAGAAAGUCCGGCCCAAUUCUCGCAUCUAUAACCGUUUUUUCACGCUGGACACGGACCUCCAAGCCCUUCGCUGGGAACCUUCCAAGAAAGACCUGGAGAAAGCUAAGCUGGACAUUACGUCCAUCAAAGAGAUCAGACUGGGGAAGAACACGGAGACCUUCCGAAACAAUGGCCUCGCUGACCAGAUUGGGGAGGACUCUGCCUUCUCCAUUCUUCACGGGGAAAACUACGAGUCUCUGGACCUGGUUGCCAAUUCAGCGGAUGUAGCCAACAUCUGGGUGUCGGGGUUACGCUACCUGGUGUCGCGAAGCAAGCAGCCCCUGGAUUUGAUGGAGGACAACCAGAACAUGCCGAGGUUCCUGUGGCUGAAAACAGUGUUUGCAGCAGCCGAUGUCGACGGCAACGGGAUCAUGUUGGAAGACACCUCUGUGGAGUUAAUAAAACGACUCAAUCCGACCCUGAAGGAAUCCAAGAUCAGGUUAAAGUUUAAAGAAAUCCAGAAAACCAAAGAGAAACUAACUACCCGAGUGACCGAAGAAGAAUUCUGUGAAGCUUUUUGUGAACUUUGCACCAGGCCAGAAGUGUAUUUCUUACUCGUACAGAUCUCGAAAAACAAAGAGUAUUUGGACGCCAAUGAUCUGAUGCUCUUUCUAGGGGCUGAGCAAGGAGUCACCCACAUCACUGAGGACACGUGCUUGGACAUUAUUCGGAGAUACGAACUUUCCGAAGAGGGGCGUCAAAAGGGAUUUCUGGCCAUUGACGGCUUUACUCAGUAUUUGUUGUCAGCAGAAUGUGACAUUUUUGAUCCCGAGCAAAAGAAGGUUGCCCAAGAUAUGACUCAGCCAUUAUCUCACUACUACAUCAGUGCCUCUCACAACACCUAUCUGAUUGAAGACCAGUUCAGGGGGCCAGCAGAUCUGAAUGGGUAUGUCAGAGCCUUGAAAUUGGGCUGCCGAAGCAUCGAACUUGACGUGAGUGAUGGUCCAGACAACGAGCCCGUCCUUUGUAAUCGAAACAACAUGACAACCCACAUUUCCUUCGCGAGUGUCAUCGAGGCGAUCCAUCAGUUCGCCUUCGUUGCUUCGGACUACCCGCUCAUCCUCUGCUUGGGGAACCACUGCUCGCUGCCGCAGCAGAAGGUCAUGGCUCAGCAGCUGAGAAAGAUCUUGGGCAACAAACUCUACACAGAAGCCCCAUCGCCGUCAGAAUCCUACCUCCCGUCCCCCGAAAAACUCAAAAGAAGGAUCAUCGUGAAAGGAAAGAAACUGCCCUCGGAUUCGGAUGUUUUAGAGGGAGAAGUCACAGAUGAAGACGAGGAAGCGGAGAUGUCUCGGAGGAUGUCCGUGGAUCAGAAUGAGGAGCAGAAACAUAUAUGGCUCUGUAAGGAGCUGUCUGACUUGGUGUCGAUUUGUAAGUCUGUUCAGCACCGGGAUUUUCAACUGUCUAUGAAGAGCCAAAACUAUUGGGAAAUGUGCUCCUUUAGUGAAACGGAGGCCAGCCGACUUGCCAACGAAUAUCCGGAGGACUUUGUAAAUUAUAACAAAAAGUUCUUAUCCAGGAUCUAUCCAAGUGCCAUGAGAAUCGACUCCAGCAACUUGGAUCCGCAGGACUUUUGGAAUUGUGGCUGUCAGAUGGUGGCGAUGAAUUUUCAGACGCCGGGUCCCAUGAUGGAUUUGCACACAGGCUGGUUCCUUCAGAACGGAGGGUGUGGGUAUGUUCUAAGGCCCUCUGUCAUGCGAGAUGAAGUUUCCUACUUCAGCGCCAACACCAAGGGCAUCGUCCCGGGGGUGUCUCCUCUCACCCUCCACAUCAAGAUCAUCAGUGGUCAGAACUUCCCGAAGCCCAAGGGAGCGUGCGCCAAAGGGGACGUGAUAGACCCCUAUGUUUGCAUCGAGAUUCAUGGAAUUCCUGCAGACUGUUCGGAGCAAAGAACUAGAACGGUCCAACAAAACAGCGACAACCCCAUCUUUGAUGAAACGUUUGAGUUUCAAGUCAACCUGCCCGAGCUGGCCAUGGUCCGUUUUGUUGUUCUAGAUGACGACUACAUUGGGGAUGAGUUCAUAGGACAGUACACGAUACCCUUUGAGUGUCUGCAGCCUGGGUACAGGCACGUCCCCCUGCGCUCUUUCGUCAGCGACGUCAUGGAGCACGUCACCCUCUUUGUACACAUAGCAAUAACGAAUCGCAGCGGAGGAGGAGGAGGCGGGAAGGCCCAGAAGCGCAGCCUUUCCGUGAGAAUGGGGAAGAAAGUUCGGGAAUACACCAUGCUCAGGAAUGUCGGCCUUAAAACCAUAGAUGACGUCUUUAAAAUAGCAGUUCACCCCUUGCGAGAAGCUAUAGAUAUGAGGGAAAAUAUGCAGAAUGCGAUCGUGUCUGUGAAGGAGCUGUGUGGACUCCCUCCGAUUGCCAGUCUGAAGCAGUGCCUGUUGACCCUGUCCUCUCGGCUCAUUGCCGGUGACGAUACUCCUUCAGUCUCUCUCGUGAUGAAAGACAAUUUUCCUUACCUGGAGCCACUGGGGGUGAUUCCAGAUGUGCAGAAAAAGAUGCUAGCUGCGUAUGACCUGAUGAUUCAAGAGAACCGGCUUCUUAUAGAAAUGGCAGACACAGUCCAUGAAAAGAUUGUACAAUGUCAGAAAACAGCAAUGGAAUUUCAUGAGGAACUUCAUAACCUGGGAUCAAAGGAAGGCUUGAAAGGAAGAAAACUCAACAAAGCCACCGAGAGUUUUGCUUGGAACAUUACAGUAUUGAAGGGCCAAGGAGAUCUGUUGAAGAAUGCCAAGAACGAAGCUUUAGAAAACAUGAAGCAGAUUCAACUGGCGUGCUUGUCCUGUGGACUGAGUAAAGGCCCGGGCAGCAGCGUCGAUGCCAAGGGCAAGCGCAGCCUGGAGGCCAUCGAGGAGAAGGAGAGUGGGGAGGAGAAGGGGAAGCCGUGAGCACGCUCACCUCCUCUCUGCCAUGGACUCGGCUUUCUCUUUCUGAUUUUCCUUCCAGUUUUUAGAAAGUCACCGAAGUAUGCCCUCCGUGAGGUGUUGGCCAUACUCAGAUAUUUUCACGAUGUCAGUAUUUUAAUGCAGUUAAUUUAUCUAAGUUAAAACUUCAGUAGCAGUGUUUCAAAAUCUGAGAUGUGUGGACACAGCCACGUGUGGAUGUGUGUGGAAGUGUGUAUGCGUAUGUGAAAUCCGUAAAAUCUAUUCUGUUGUAUUAUUCAUGUAGUAAGUUAUUCCUUUAAUAUUUGGGGACAAAAUCGUUCACUUGAAAUCCUAAAGAGCACUUACUGUCACCUGUUGGUGUGUUUAGAGUCUCUCCUCUGUCCUUGUUAUUUAAGUUAGAGAUCUUAACAUAAGUUACUAUGGAAGGAAAUCCAACUUACCAAUGCCUAGAUAUUCUGAUAGAUGAAAAUAUAGGUUAGAACAAUUCCAAAGAAUCACAGUAGAGAAGAAAGGGAAUGGAAGGUAGACAAAUGAUCAGAAUUGUUGGGAAGGUCCGCAGUCAUUUCUUCAGGUAAUGAACUAUUUAAAAUAUUGAUGAAAUAAUACCAAUUUUGAGGAGAGAAAUUUUCUGGUGCAAUUUACUAACAGAUCAUUUUGGUGGGAAAGUUGUUUCAUAACCACUUAGAUGGUCCUCUGGAGCAGUGUAAUUGGGAUCACCACAUGACAGUAACAUUCAGUAAUGAAUUUCAAGGUUAAGACUUGUAGGAUGCCGUCAUUCUAUCAAACUGGGAGUCUAGCAUUCAUUUUCGGAUAAUAGGCAUGGGUGUCUAAAAAGUCUUGACAUUGAUGACAUUUAAUUUAGCGUACUCAAUUUACAUUUACAGACACAGUUCAAACAAUAUCAUCAUUUUUUUGUUAGGUGCCAUUGAGCCAUCGGGUUUAGCAGAUAUAAAUUCUGUAUGUCAGAUAAUAUUUUUGCGAUGACUUAAGAGUCAUCUUACUAUGGACCAUCUGCCAUACAAUUUUAACAGACAAACACACAAAAAAGAAAGAAAAAACCUGAUGCGUUAGAGUACAUUUAUAAUUGCAUCUAGAUGAUUUUCAGCCCAAUGUCCUUAUCAACUACUUCAUGUGAUAUGUUUGUUACCUUCAACAGAGCUAAAUGUCGUAUGGUUAUGAAAGAUUAUAUUUAUUUAAAGCAUUGCUUUUAUUUUGAAAAGCUUCUGAAUUGAUUUGAUUAACAAAUGUGCUAAUUUGGGUGAUUUAGGGAAGAUAGUCGUUGAGAAUUUGCAAAUGUAAAAUGUCUUCUAUAGCUACUGUGUUAAGUUAUUCUUGAUUUCUUCUUAACACUAUUCUGUUCAUGUUGCACAUUACUAAAAGAGUAAAGAUAUGAAACAGCA